Symbiodinium sp. CCMP2592 is the source of this 1707-nucleotide messenger RNA. The record is from the annotation of a GenBank genome assembly. Lineage: Eukaryota; Dinophyceae; Suessiales; Symbiodiniaceae.
AUGGCAGCCUGGCCAGCGACAUCAUGCGAGGUUCACGAGAUCCUGGAGAACUGGGAGGACUUUGCUGAAGCAUGCAGCUUAAAACCUUUGGAGCGCAGACGCGUGGAAAAGGAUGCUGCUGCUGUGGUGGGAAGUGAUGCGGCCACUGGGAACGCGGCAGCCGCUGCGUCCGAGGCUGCUGCCAAGUCUCGACCGCCCACGCCAUCCGGAGCGGCUGCCGUUGCAUCGGCAGCCACCACGGCAAACCACUUCGGUCCCAAGGAGGAUCCCGAGAAGUAUGUCAUGGGUGAAGAGCUUGGCUCGGGGGCAACUGCGACGGUGUGCAGGUGUGUACGCAAAAAGGACAGCAAGCAGUUCGCCGUCAAGAGCAUCAACAUAGGCAAGCUCCGGCUGCAGCCAAACUUUCAAAAAGUCUCGGAGAAGUUGCAAAGAGAGGUAUCGAUCCUGUCUUCUUUGCGGCACAACCGAAUCGUGUCACUCUUCGAAUCCAUCGAGAGCCAGGACUACCUCCAUCUGGUGAUGGAGCUUGUGGAGGGAGGCGAGCUGUUCGACCACAUCGUAAACAUAGGCUCGUUCACCGAGCCCGUGGCGCGCUAUGUCUUCAUCCAAAUAGCGGAGGGGUUGAAGUACAUUCAUUCGCAGCACAUUGUCUACCGGGACCUGAAACCCGAGAAUAUCCUGGUCGACCAGAAGAAUUCUAGACAGGGCCUUCUGGAGAUCAAGUUGUCAGACUUUGGACAUUCCAAGCUCAUCCACGACGGGUACAGCACCGCGUUGACUCGCGUUGGAACACCGCAGUACUGGGCUCCGGAGGUGUCUGAUCCCUUUAAGGCUGCCAAGGGCUACGACGAGCGAGUGGAUCUCUGGUCCCUGGGCGUGGUUUUGUACGUGAUGCUGGUGGGUGCCUAUCCCUUUGAUGGUUUGGGCGAGCCGAUCGACGCACAAAUCCGCCGUGCCUCCGUGCAGUUUCCAGCGGGGCGGAGGCCCAGCCAGAACGCGCAGGAUCUGAUCAGGGCUUUGAUCCAGUCGGAUCCAAUGCAACGGCUGGACCUGGACCGCUGCCUUGCGCACCCCUGGGUUUCCACCAGUGCCGGCAGCCUCUCCAAGGUGCUGAAUGAAGUCCGGCAAGCACCUCCAGAAGAGAGGGAAGAGCCGUUCCAACUCCCGGGCGACCCUUCCAAGGAGCAAAUCGAUGGUCUUCGCCGUGAUCUCCAGCACUGGAUCUACAAAUGGCGUUGUGGCGCCACGAUCCAGAAGAGGAAGCAGGACAGCGUUGAAGCAACCUACGUCAUGGCCAACAUGCAACUGGGUGUGACGGAGGAUGAGCGCCGGAAGGCUCGCAGAGAACUGCAGGACCUCAUCAAUUUCAAUUUUCCAGGUCAGCACGUCAGCGGAGGUUCGCCUGGUGCUCCGUCGACAUUGCCUUCUCUUCCGGAGGAACGCAUGAAGAAGUCGCACCGCUUGCUGACGCACACGUUGAAGGUUACGGAAAAAGAUGGUGCUGGCGUGGAGUUGGAGCCAGAAGCAGGCGGCAUGAAAGUGAUGAAGGUUUUUCCCAAGCCGGGACAGCCUGGCCUGGAGGCAAAGGAUCUAAUCAUCAACAUCGAUGGAAUGCCCCUCCGCGGCACGCCUGAAACGGUCGAGGAGAUCUUCGGGCGGCACUUCAGAGAUGGAGUUCAGCUGACUAUCAAGAGGUUUCAGAGGUGA